AUGCUGGUCUUCUCAAGAGUGAUGUACAUCACAUUGUUAUUUCUUCUUUAUUCUGUUUGUAGUAUGUAUAAUCGUCUAGGAAUUUGUUCCAGAGAGUAUUUUCCUGUCUGUGGAACCAAUCGCCGAACUUAUAUCAACAAAUGCUUUUUCUGUAUUGCAUACAGAGAAAGCCGUGGUCUCGUUGAUUUGGCACAUUAUGAUGCACGUUCCAAAGUUAAGUAUGAUGAGAAAUGUAAGGCAGCGGAAUGGCCAACUUAA
Messenger RNA from Mesocricetus auratus (golden hamster), 258 nucleotides. RefSeq names its product ovomucoid-like. The transcript has 5 exons. Gene Ontology annotation, molecular function: protein binding. The record is from RefSeq and is a predicted model, not a curated record. Bases 1 to 258 code for a protein of 85 amino acids. Lineage: Eukaryota; Metazoa; Chordata; Mammalia; Rodentia; Cricetidae.